Messenger RNA from Truncatella angustata, 963 nucleotides. RefSeq lists its product as uncharacterized. The record is from RefSeq and is a predicted model, not a curated record. The transcript is spliced from 2 exons. NCBI's taxonomy places the organism in Eukaryota, Fungi, Ascomycota, Sordariomycetes, Amphisphaeriales, Sporocadaceae. Bases 1 to 963 code for a protein of 320 amino acids.
AUGGCGGUCGCGGUGGGAAACGAGAUCCCAGAAAAUGGGCCAAAUGCUUGGUCAAACAUCAAUAUUUCUAUUCCAAUCUUGGUGUUUGGGAGCAUCGCACUGUAUAAUGUCCUGGAACUCAACUACAUGAUCAUCAUAACAUUCAGGAGGAGGAAAAGUCUGUACUUCUGGAGUCUAAUUGUGGCGUCAUGGGGUAUCGCCGUCAACACAAUCGGAUACCUCUUGCAACACCUUCAGCUUAUUUCAGACCAAUGGAUCUACUCAACACUGAUCUGCGUUGGGUGGAUUUGUAUGGUCACUGGGCAGUCAGUCGUCCUCUACUCAAGGUUGCACCUUAUCAUGUUUGACGUCAAAUGGCGUCAUGCCAUUGCGUAUAUGAUCAUCUUCAACGCCAUCGCAAUGCACAUUCCAGUCACUAUGCUUGUGUACGGUUCGAAUUCCGACAACCCGGGCCCAUACUUCAUGGCCUACACAGUCUACGAAAAGAUACAAUUAACUGUGUUUUUCAUUCAGGAGUGCAUCAUCUCUGGUGCAUACGUGUGGGAGACCACGAAGCUCCUGCACGUCACAAGGGACAUCCGCGGUAAACGAGGUGCCCACCGUGUGAUGGGCCAUUUGAUCUUCGUCAACGUCGUCGUUAUCAUUCUUGACAUCAGCGUACUCGCGCUGGAAUUUUCAAACUUCUUCGCACUCCAGACCGGCUAUAAACCGCUGGUAUACAGUGUCAAGCUGAAGAUGGAGCUCAGCAUUCUUAAUCGGCUGGUCGAGCUUACAUGCGCAAACUCGCAAGCCAGCUUGUACAUCUCCAACAACAAUAGUAACAGCAACGACAUCACCAAUUCCAUCAACCUGGACACUUUCAACACCGGCCAGCAGCGGCGCUUCAGGAACGAUCUAGGCGGCAAGGGGCAGCCAGGAGCCAACAAUAAAGCAGCGGGAGACAUCGCGGUGUUCGUUGGCUAG